AUGAAGGACAGGUUUCUGUCAGGUGAGAUUAUGGCUGAUGAUUAUGCCCUGAUUGUCACUGGCGUCUUGUUUAUUGUGAUCGGUCAGGUGUCGUCAUCAACAGAGGAGAGACGCCCCGUCCCCGCAUUGAUACAGCCUACAGAAGACGAAGGACAGGUUUCUGUCAGGGAAGAUCGGAGGCAUAUUGCUACGCUUUUCUCGCUGGAUGCGGCAGAGUCUCAGGCGCAGAAAGCUCGUCUUCAGGAGCAGCUCAGGGAAACGAGUCCUUUCCGCCUGACAGAGGUCGGCGGCUCAUCAUCUGCCUCCCAGAGCGACGGAGUGGAGAUCAUCGGCCCCCCUCCUGGCCAGUCAAAGCGUCGUCAGCGAUCUACUCUCUUGGAAACGAUUGUGCGGGAACACGACUGGGAAGCGGAAGAGCAGACUUUCGAAGAGAACAUUCGCAUCUAUCCAGAGCAGCAGGAUCAAGCCCAAGAGCCACAAGCGCCAGAAGCAUCACAGUGGCACUUCUUAGCCAGCGAUGAAGAAGAAGGGGACGGUUCGAAGAGAACAUUCGCAUCUAUCCAGAGCAGCAGGAUCAAGUCCAAGAGCCACAAGCGCCAGAAGCAUCACAGUGGCACUUCUUAG
Messenger RNA from Eimeria mitis, 624 nucleotides. RefSeq lists its product as uncharacterized. Bases 1 to 624 code for a protein of 207 amino acids. The record is from RefSeq and is a predicted model, not a curated record. The transcript is spliced from 4 exons. NCBI's taxonomy places the organism in Eukaryota, Apicomplexa, Conoidasida, Eucoccidiorida, Eimeriidae.